Molecule: messenger RNA, 387 nt
Organism: Ambispora leptoticha
Lineage: Eukaryota; Fungi; Glomeromycota; Glomeromycetes; Archaeosporales; Ambisporaceae
Source: the annotation of a GenBank genome assembly
AUGUCAAAAGGGAUACUUCAUGUGCGCAUUCUUGAAGGACGAAAUGUCAAAGAUGCAGAUAUUAUUACGGGCAAAGGAGACCCUUUUGUUGAAUUUUGGCUAGACAAAUGGCGUAAGCAACGAACUGAGUCACGAUUUAAUACGAGAACGCCUGUAUGGCUUGAAGAACGAACUUUUAUAGUAAAUGGACAUAAGCAUCUUCACCUUCGUCUUAUUGAUAAAGACUUAAUAAUCGAUGACAAGCUCGGUGAAACAAAAAUUCCGUUAGAAACCGUCUACAAACAUUUCUUUCAAGAUUUGUGGGUGCAUGUAUCUCCACCAGGGAAACAUGAAAGUACCGGUGAGAUUCAUGUAGUUAUGGAAUUUUUCCCAGAUGGAAGCCAAUAG